This is a messenger RNA of Erythranthe guttata (spotted monkey flower), 2181 nucleotides long. Its product is annotated as P-loop containing nucleoside triphosphate hydrolases superfamily protein. Gene Ontology annotation, cellular component: mitochondrion. NCBI's taxonomy places the organism in Eukaryota, Viridiplantae, Streptophyta, Magnoliopsida, Lamiales, Phrymaceae. The record is from RefSeq and is a predicted model, not a curated record. Gene Ontology annotation, molecular function: GTP binding.
UGCUAUUAAUUUAUUCUGAGGGUGCAAAGUACAAAAUAGUAUAUUUUUUGGGUGCGAAGUGGGAUUAAGACAUUCUUGAACCGAAGUUGUAGUAGUAUAGUUGAAAAUCUCCAUAGCCGAAAGUUUGAAAACACGCCGAGGAAAAUAUGAUGGCGAGAAAUCUCUCUCCAUCGAGGCUAAAGAAGCUUCUCACUCCAUUUUCUCUCACCACCUAUACAUACACAAGACCUGUAUCUAACUCCCUCUAUUCACUGAUCAUCGAGCCUUCACCCACUUCCCCCUUUUCCCAAAACCCUACUAAAACCCCACCGUUCAUCUUCUUCGCGAAACCCUUCUCUUCCCAAAAUGUAAAGAACCGAUCUCUUUCAAAUUUACCACUGACCCGGGAUGGAAAUUACGAGGAAGCCACCGAGCAAGCCUUCCCAAUUUGCCCCGGAUGUGGUAUCCAUAUGCAAGAUUUUGACCCUAAACAACCUGGUUUUUCUGUCGAACCCUCGACCAAGGGGCCUAACUACAAGAAAUUCAAGAACAUGACACCCAUCGUAGACGAGUCCGAAAUAUCAGAGUCCAUCAAACUGGGGCUUGAUAACGACAUUUUGGAUGUUGAUAAACUCGAAAAGUUCGAAACAGCAGACCAUGUGUUCGAUAAAAUGUCCGAGAGAACUGAAAAACAGGGGAAGGCUAGCCUGAAGCCAAUUGUGUGCUCCAGGUGUCACAGUUUGAGGUACUACGGGAAGGUGAAGGACCCUAAGGUCGAAAACUUGUUGCCCGAUUUCGACUUCGAUCACACUGUUGGGAGAAGGUUGACUUCGAUAGGUGGGGCCAGAACUGUGGUUUUGUUAGUUGUAGAUGCCUCGGAUUUCGACGGUUCGUUCCCUAGAAAGGUGGCGAAUAUGGUGACCAAGACGAUCGACGAGAAUGAACUGUCGUGGAAGGAAGGAAAAUCGGGGAAUAUACCAAGAAUAUUAUUGGUGGUGACCAAGAUUGAUCUUUUGCCCAGCAGCAUUUCACCAACUAGGCUCGAGCAUUGGGUUCGCGUACGGGCGAGGGUAGGUGGGGCUGGGAGGCUAAGUGGGGUCCACUUGGUUAGCUCUUUGAGAGAUUGGGGGGUGAAGACUUUGGUUGAUGACGUGGUUAAAUUUGCAGGGCAAAGAGGGAAUGUGUGGACCGUGGGUGCUCAAAAUGCUGGAAAGAGCACACUGAUUAACGCGAUCGGGAAGUGUGUCGGAAAUGCGGUGACUCAUUUAACGGAGGCACCUGUUCCUGGUACCACAUUGGGAAUCGUGAGGAUUGAAGGAAUGUUUAAUGGGAAAGUGAAGUUGUUGGAUACUCCGGGGCUUCUGCAUCCUCACCAGAUUUCGACGAGGUUGACUGCGGAGGAACAGAAGCUCGUUCGUAUUGAGAAGGAGUUGAAGCCGAGGACGUAUAGAAUCAAGGUGGGGCAUUCGGUUCAUAUUGGUGGACUCUUGAGAUUGGAUGUCGAAGAAUCUUCGGUAGAUUCUAUCUAUGUUACAGUAUGGGCUUCCUCUCUGCUUCCGUUGCAUAUGGGAAAAACAGAGAACGCUUGCACAAUGUUGGAAGAGCACUUCGGUCGUCAGUUGCAACCUCCAAUUGGUGAUGGGAGAGUUAAGGAGCUCGGCGAAUGGGUGAAAAGGGAAUUUCGUGUAAGUGGCAAAUUAUGGGACUCGAGUUCUGUGGAUAUUGCUGCCUCUGGUCUUGGUUGGUUUGCCAUUGGACUCAAGGGAGAAGCUCUAUUGGGAGUUUGGACUUACGAUGGCAUUGAUGUAAUUACUCGAAACGCUUUGCUCCCUCAAAAAUCGAACAAUUUUGAAGUUGCAGGUUUUACGGUUUCUGAGAUUGUCUCGAAAGCCGACCGAGCGAGAAAUAAGAAGAAGCCCACCAAAGAUUUAAAGAAGACGCCAAAAAACGACUCCACAAAAGCCUCGAACGAGCAUGAUUUAGAAGUGUUAGUACCUUUAGAAAAGAAGGCAAGUGGGCUCCAAGUGAAGUAAACUAGCUAAGGAUCUUUUCGGUGUUUUAUGGGAAAUUUCACACACACACAAACACACACAAACACAAGUAUGUCUUGGUGUCAUGAAAUUAGAUUGUUGUUUUGAUAUUUUGAUGAAUUGGGGUGAAAUGUUGAGAUUUAUUUAUUGAGAUAAUUUUUUUAUGCUAGAA